Messenger RNA from Owenia fusiformis, 1769 nucleotides. The record is from the annotation of a GenBank genome assembly. NCBI's taxonomy places the organism in Eukaryota, Metazoa, Annelida, Polychaeta, Sabellida, Oweniidae.
GAGGGUAAAGUACCAGCGUUAAACAGUGCCGGGGAAAAGUACCGCAUCAAACAGUUACUACAGCAACUGCCUCCCCAUGACAACGAGCACAGAUAUUGUCAUAGCUUGAAUGAUGAAGAGAAGAAAGAGCUGCGACUUUUCAGCACCCGCAGGAAGAAAGAGGCCCUGGGGCGGGGAAGUGUACGUCCACUGCCUCUGACCAUGCAAGGAAGCAUCUGUGAACAGUGUGGAGAUACAAUCCGUGGAGGUGAUUUGGCAGUUUUCGCAGCGAGAGCAGGCCACGAUACAUGUUGGCACCCGGCGUGUUUCCUCUGCAGCACUUGUGACGAACUUCUCGUGGACCUCAUCUAUUUCUAUAAGGACGCUAAAAUUUACUGCGGCCGUCAUCACGCUGAGCUUCUGAAGCCUCGUUGUGGGGCAUGUGACGAGAUCAUAUUUGCCGAUGAAUGCACUGAAGCUGAAGGACGGAGCUGGCAUAUGAAGCAUUUCUGUUGCUUCGAAUGUGACCGUCAAUUAGGUGGACAGCGUUACAUUAUGCGAGAGGGGCGUCCUUACUGUACCAUUUGCUUCGAGACUAUGUAUGCUGAAUAUUGCGAUUGUUGUGGAGAACACAUCAAAGUGGAUGAAGGACAAAUGACCCAUGAAGGUCAACACUGGCACGCAUCUGAUGACUGCUUUAAGUGUUACUGUUGUAAGAAGGCCUUAUUAGGACAGCCUUUCUUACCCAAACAUGGAGUUAUUUAUUGUUCGACAGAAUGUAGCCGAGGUGAGGCGAAAUUAGAUGAUAGCGCAACUGGCGGCUCAAUCCAGAAUGUUGACUCCUCAUCUGGCUCCCAAAUUGGGGAUACUUAUCGUCUUAGCAAUGUAAACAGCAACAAUCAUAGCUAUGCAAAUCUGACAAACAUUGGUUAUGACACCCAUACGAUCGAUAGCCAGGACCCAAAGAAUGGAUACAACAGUGGGAGCACAGUGAAUAGUGCUGGGUACCAUAGUGACACUGGUUCAAAUAAAUCUGGUUACAAUCAUAAGCUCUCUGGCUAUAACAGUGACAAUGGUUCAAACAAGUCUGGAUUCAUACAUAAGGCAAUCCCAUACAGAGGGGAUGGUAAUGCUAUCCUAAAUGACUCAUACAGGACAAAUAACAUCGCCAAUACCAGUGCAUUUAGUGAUACUGGAUCAAAUAAAUCUGGUUUCAAUCGAAGUGAGAGUAGUUCACGACGGUCAGCUCAGAGUGUGAGCUACAACGCCAGCGAUAGUGGUUCAAAUAAAUCAAGUGCCUAUGGAGCCCCAAUGGGGUACAAUAAUCAGUUACCCCCUCUGCCCAGAAUUGAGGACAUUUACAAGGAUUGCCAGGUGAAAAUUAAGGAGAGCGGGGUUCAAACUGCUCGGCCUAGUCCCCCAACUAUACCAAACCCUCCCCCUCCCCAGCACCCUCCCCCACCAGAGGAGGCAAUAACAAGGGCAAAAAGUCAAAGUCGGGAGCCACUCAACUUAUGCAAUGAGGAAUUUGAUGGCUAUUUAGAAUACGAUAAUGAAAAAUAUGACCCCAGGGGGCGCCGGGGGUCUCGUAGUUCCAUGCCGGACUUAUCCCGCGAUAUGCCACAAACACCUCAAAUGGGAGUACUCAAAACAUGUCUGAGUAAAAACCGACCAAAAAACAGUUCAGACAAAAACUUUAAUGUACGAUUUGAUCCUAAACAGGAGGAACCACAAGCCAAAGGAGGUAAGGGUACCUACCCACGUAGCCAGAGCUACACAGGACACCCUGC